Messenger RNA from Oldenlandia corymbosa var. corymbosa, 1448 nucleotides. The record is from the annotation of a GenBank genome assembly. Lineage: Eukaryota; Viridiplantae; Streptophyta; Magnoliopsida; Gentianales; Rubiaceae.
CCCCCAUCUAAAAAAAGUACUUAUUGAAAGAGAUCAUGGGGAGCCUAAAGAUUGAAAUUAUAACCAAGAAGCUCAUCAAACCAUCCAAACCAACUCCAAAACAUCUCCACAAAGUCAACCUCUCUUUGUUUGAUCAAGUUGCUCCAAAAGUAUACGUCGACAGCUUUUUCUACUACUCCGGCGAUACCAAUGAUAAUUGUAGUAUUACUGCUCAAAGGUGCGAACGAUUGGAGAAAAGCUUGGCCGACGCAUUGGUGGAUCUUUACCAACUUGCCGGAAGAUACGUAAGAGAUGAAGUUGCCAUCGAUUGUAGUGACCAAGGAGCCGAGUUCUGGCUAGCCCGUGUGAGCUGCAAGCUGUCGGAAUUCCUUCCGAUUUGUUACCAGGAGAUCGAGGCCGUCGACGAGCUUUUGCCGUGGGGGAUUCAUCCGCCGGCUGUGGAUUUGCCUUCCAGUCCGCAGCUGGCAAUCCAGGUGAGCUCUUUUGAUGACGGAGGAAUCAUGGUGGCAGUCCGUAUUUCACAUAUUAUUGCUGACGCUACCACGGGAUCGUUACUAAUGCGAAAAUGGGCAGCCGCCUGCGCCGCAAGACCCGGUUUGGAUAACCAUAAUGGUUCGAGUCACGGUUUCUGUCACGAGAUCGCUUGUGUUUUCCCGGCGACACCGUCAUUCGAGCUCAAACACCCAAGAAUCAUCACGAGGUCCUCACGUGGCGACGGAUCCUCUGACCAGGAUAAGAUCGUCACCAGGAGAUUCCUGAUUCCGUUGGAACUGGUGAUGAAAAUCAAAGGCGAGGUCGCCGCGAGUUAUGCAGCGGCAAAGUUGCCGUCUAGAGUGGUUGUUGCGCUAGCUAUAGUAUGGAAGAGCCUAAUGGCGAUGUUGGUGGCGAAAAAAGGAUACCUGAAGGGCUCGGCGCUUUCCAUUGCAACCAGCUUGCGAGGGAAAACGCCCUUAGUUGGGGCAGAGAACAACAAAUUAGUGUUUGGGAAUUUUUACAUAUCGACUAUUGUUCCCUUUGUGGGUGAGGAUAAUAAUGAAGAUGUGAAGUUAUGUGAUCUGAUCCAUUUGUUGAGCAGUAUGAUUGCGGAUACUCAUGCAAAGGUGGCUAUAGCAAGCAAAGAUGAGUUGGCCACAAUGCUUAUUAACUCGAGGAAAGGGAUAUUAAUGGACGGUUUUGAUAAUAAAAAAGAAGAUAGAAGUACUCAUGAUAUUGGCUUAGAUGUUUACUAUUGUUCGAGCUGGUUUGGGGCAUUACCGGUUUAUGAGAUUGAUUUCGGAUGGGGAAAGCCGAUUUGGGCCAGUGUUUCUAGUCAACCUGCUCCAGGACUUUGUUUGAUGGAUUCUGCCGAUGGUAGUGCUGUUGAAUUGUGGGUUAGCUUGAAGAACAUAGAAAUGAGUAUAUUCAAACAACAGUUUUACAGGUUUUGUCCAUCUCCAACCCCUAGCUAG